CAGCCAGCCAACCACACACAGUCGGACAGACAGCAAAGCUAAAGAGGAACAAGCAGCAAGCAAUUUAUUCACUCAACGAGCAUAACUAUUUUAGGAGAUUAUAUUAAUACUGGAUUUAAUAAGGUCUAAUAAUAACAAAGUGCAUUUUAACAUCAACGUCGCACGUUUUUGUAUCUUUCUUCGUAUGACUACCUAACAGUUAGCUUAGCUUGCUAGCAAGCUGCAAGUGCGGUAACGUUAGUUUGAGAAGAAGCUAGCUAGCGGGUUACACAGGUGCUAGCUAACCAGCUGCCAGAAUGAAUGUCGCAAAAAGUGGUUAUCGGGUCUUUUCUGCCAAUUCUACUGCAGCAUGUACAGAACUAGCCAAGAAGAUAACUGAACGACUAGGAGUUGAAUUGGGCAAGUCGGUGGUCUAUCAAGAGUCCAAUAGAGAGACCAGAGUAGACGUGAAGGAAUCUGUUCGCGGCCAAACUAUCUUCAUCAUCCAGACCAUACCCAGAGAUGUCAACACGGCCAUCAUGGAGCUGCUGGUCAUGGCCUACGCCCUUAAGACCUCCUGUGCAAAGAACAUAAUUGGGGUCAUUCCCUAUUUCCCCUACAGCAAGCAGUGCAAGAUGAGAAAAAGGGGUUCCAUAGUGUGCAAGCUGCUGGCUUCCAUGCUAGCCAAAGCAGGUUUAACUCACAUCAUCACCAUGGACUUACAUCAGAAGGAGAUUCAGGGCUUCUUCAGUUUUCCAGUGGACAACCUGCGUGCCUCCCCCUUCCUGCUUCAGUACAUCCAGGAGGAGGUCCCAGAUUACAGAAACGCCAUUAUUGUUGCAAAGUCACCGUCUGCUGCUAAGAGAGCUCAGUCCUAUGCAGAGCGACUGCGUUUGGGCCUGGCAGUGAUGCAUGGCGAGGCUCAGUGUUCAGAGUCUGACAUGGCGGACGGACGACACUCUCCCCCCUGUGUCCGUAACACCUCAGGACACCCUGGGCUGGAGUUGCCUUCUGGCAGCAAACAACAAGCUCCGUUCCCAGGCAUAGAGCUCCCAAUAAUGAUGGCGAAGGAGAAGCCCCCGAUCACUGUUGUAGGAGAUGUGGGCGGAAGAAUCGCCAUCAUUGUUGAUGACAUCAUCGACGACGUGGAGGACUUUGUGGCGGCAGCUGAGAUUCUGAAGGAGAGAGGAGCUUAUAAGAUCUACAUCAUGGCUACACAUGGGCUGCUGUCUGCCGAUGCCCCCCGUCUUAUUGAGGAGUCCGCCAUCGACGAGGUGGUGGUGACUAACACCGUCCCUCACGAGGUACAGAAGCUCCAGUGUCCCAAGAUCAAGACAGUGGACGUCAGUAUGAUCCUGGCCGAGGCCAUCCGCCGCAUCCACAACGGGGAGUCCAUGGCCUACCUGUUCCGCAACAUCACGGUGGACGACUAGGGCCACAGAGGCAGGGUUGAGUCUGUGCUAGGUGAGGUGUUAGCGUGUAUACCACCGGUUUUCUCCUAUGCUUCCCUCCUCCACAGUGCUAGAAAUGCAUACUGUCCCUGUUGUCUGCACCUUCACACACAGCCUAGUUCCGAUGACUAGGACGAGGGGGAGUACCCUCAUCAUAUUCCCUCUUACAAACCAAUAAAAUGCAUUUUCAUCAGCUUUUAGUGUCCGAAACAUAACAUGGAGUUGCUCAAUAAAAGCGAUAAAAGAAACAAAAAGUUGAGCAAUACUAAAAGGUUGAUUUAACGUGCAUAUUUGUUGUCAGGUCAUUUUUCUUUUUUGCCUUACUAUGCUACGGUCUGGCAAACCGGCAAUGCAUGAAUUACUGUACCUCACCUCCAUGGUAGUUUUGAUGUCUUUUUUAAUUCCUCCAUGCUUCAAGAUAUGAAGGGAUUUGUUAUUUUGUUAGUUCACUGUUCAUUGUUUUUCCCACCUUAGUAAAAGGCGUAGGGUGAGUGUUACGAUGAAAACUAGCUUUCCUUGUCUAGCCCAGGGGUGGGAAAAAUAUAUAUGUAUUUUUUGGGGGGAUUAUUUUGGGUCAAAAACUCCAGGCCACUCUUGAACGUCUGAAGCUAGAUAAAAAGUAUGUAGAUAUUAUAAUGGACUGAUAUUCUUUUUAAACGGCCCCUUUUCUGGCCCACAAAUUGCUUUUGAAAAAAAUCUGUGCGGCCUUCUGAUAAAUGUUGAAAUCCCGAUGUGGCCCUCGAGCCAAAAUGAUUGCUCACCCCUGGUCUAGCCACUGUCAACAUAUCUAAUGAUGGCUUUUUCUUCAGUUCUCCGUUAUGAAGGAGGUUGACCCUAUUUCACUCUUUAAGUAUCUUCCCAAUAACAUCACUUAUUGCUUGAAUCAUUUCCCCCCACACCCCUGGCCCUCCAGGCCUACCGAGCACUGUGACUGCUUUGCAUUUAGAUGCAGGUGUGUUAAUGCAAAACCUACUGAGAACAAAGAUAAAGGAACCCUAGUACAGCAGCUCCCAACCAGUUCUGUGUGACACCUAAGCCUCGUGAAUUCAGGCGGACUCACCAAAUACAUCUAAUAAGACCACAUGUAUUGUCUACCACCACACAUUAGUCCACAGAUUAGGAACUUUUGACCCACCAUGUUUGAAUCCCAAACACUGUCCUAGUCAUUGUUACUGUAUUGGUCCAGUCAGUCAACUGUAACAAAUGUCAUGAUGAUCUGAAUGGAUAUAACCUUUUAUAUUAAAGGGGGAUAUGACAUCCUGACUCUGAAGUAGACUUUCCUAUAUAGUCUUGUUGCUUCUCAUUGGCAUUCAGAAAGACUGAUAAUAUAUGCAUAAUGUGUCCAUGCUGAGGUCAUGGUUUUGAAUAUAGAAAUUGUAAUCGUGACCCUUUACCGUAUGAUGUAUGGAAUUGUGGUGUCAACUUGCUGAUCAGGAGGACUGAGAUCUGUCAUGAUGGAUGCCAUUUAGUGUCCCCUAUGAAAAGAUGUGGACUAAUAGUCAAACUGAUGUUCAAGGGAAGUUGUGUCUGAACCCUCUGUUGGAGCUUUAAGCUCAGGGAGAUUUGUUUCUGAGGCAAAUGCAUAAUGUAUGUGAAGAAAAACCGCUCUUAAUGCUUGUGCCUAUGUCUCUGGUACAGCAAAGUCUGCAAAUGUAAAUGUGUUACAUUCCGUUCGGCAGAACUUUCUCUUUACCAUUCUUUGUUACUUUUGUUGUUGACAUUCGUUCCUUUGUUAUCCUGUAGGAUGUGCUAAUUGUAAACCGCUAACUACCUGUGUGUGGUACAGACAUGAGGAAAGGUCCUUCUUGGAGAGAAAUAGCUGUUGCUAUGCCAACUCAUAUCCAUGUCUUCCGACAGCACAUUGAUUUGUUACUUCACUCUCAUUGUCUGAUCUUGAUGUAGCCUAUUUUAUGAGUUUAUGAUUUAAUCGAAUAAUUGGUGUCUGCAUCCAAUGUUUUGUAAGUUAAAAUAAACCUUUGGCUUCA
Oncorhynchus masou masou (cherry salmon) is the source of this 3415-nucleotide messenger RNA. RefSeq names its product phosphoribosyl pyrophosphate synthase-associated protein 1. The transcript is spliced from 11 exons. Bases 297 to 1412 code for a protein of 371 amino acids. NCBI's taxonomy places the organism in Eukaryota, Metazoa, Chordata, Actinopteri, Salmoniformes, Salmonidae. Gene Ontology annotation, cellular component: ribose phosphate diphosphokinase complex; cytoplasm. Gene Ontology annotation, molecular function: ribose phosphate diphosphokinase activity; magnesium ion binding; ATP binding. Gene Ontology annotation, biological process: purine nucleotide biosynthetic process; 5-phosphoribose 1-diphosphate biosynthetic process. The record is from RefSeq and is a predicted model, not a curated record.